Molecule: messenger RNA, 3292 nt
Organism: Ceratotherium simum simum (southern white rhinoceros)
Lineage: Eukaryota; Metazoa; Chordata; Mammalia; Perissodactyla; Rhinocerotidae
Source: RefSeq, a predicted model, not a curated record
AAUCAAGACAAACCUGCGCCUUCAACUCGAAGGCCAAGGGAGGGGACAUGUUCACAGACCAACUAGGCUGCUAAGAGCAGUAAGCAAAACGCGAGGUCGGCUCCGGCGCUCACACUCAAGAUGGCACCGGCCUGAGGAUCACCUGGGCGGCCGCUCUAGCUCGGUUCCGGGUUCGUUCGCCUCAGAGGUGGCGUCGGAGGGCUGAAGGCUGGCGUUCUGUCCGGUUUCCGGACCCGUCUCUAUGGUGUCGGAGGGACCAGCCCUCAGAAGAUUGUGAGUGUAGUGGCCAGAUCCUCACGGGGGAGGCGAGGGCGGUUGGUGUCAACGGGGGGCGAAGAGGGGACCGGAGCCAAGACCCUCGGCCGCCUCCCCGCCGCCCUGCCGCAGGUCUCCUUGGCUUUGAGGAGGAGCUGCAGCCCUGCCCACUGCAUAAGGGAUGGGAGCAGAGAACAGUGCUCUGAAGAGCUAUACGCUGAAAGAGCCACCGUUCACCUUACCCUCCGGACUUGCUGUUUAUCCCGCUGUGCUGCAAGAUGGCAAAUUUGCUUCAGUUUUUGUGUAUAAGAGAGAAAACGAAGACAAGGUUAAUAAGGCUGCUAAGCACUUGAAGACACUUCGUCACCCUUGCUUGCUCAGAUUUUUAUCUUGCACUGUGGAAGCAGAUGGCAUUCAUCUUGUCACUGAGCGAGUACAGCCUCUGGAAGUGGCUCUGGAGACACUGUCUUCUGCAGAGGUCUGUGCUGGGAUCUAUGACGUAUUGCUGGCUCUUAUCUUCCUUCAUGACAGAGGACACCUAACACACAACAAUGUCUGCUUGUCGUCUGUGUUUGUGAGUGAAGAUGGGCACUGGAAGCUGGGGGGAAUGGAGACAGUCUGUGCAGUUCCUCAGGCGACACCAGAGUUUCUGAGGAGUAUUCAGUCAGUAAGAGACCCAGCGUCUGUCCCCCCUGAAGAGAUGUCUCCAGAAUUCACAACUCUGCCAGAGUCACAUGGACAUGCCCGGGAUGCCUAUUCAUUUGGGACGUUGGUGGAAAGUUUGCUCACAAUCUUAAGUGAAAAGGUUUCAGCGGAUGUUCUCUCCAGCUUCCAACAGACCUUGCACUCAACUUUGCUGAAUCCCCUUCCAAAAUGUCGGCCAGCGCUCUGCACCCUACUGUCCCAUGACUUCUUCAGGAAUGAUUUUCUAGAAGUUGUGAAUUUCUUGAAAAGUUUAACAUUGAAGAGUGAAGAGGAAAAAACUGAAUUCUUCAAGUUUCUGCUGGACAGGGUCAGCUGCCUGUCAGAGGAGUUGAUAGCUUCACGGUUGGUGCCUCUCCUGCUCAAUCAGUUGGUAUUUGCAGAGCCAGUAGCUGUGAAGAGUUUUCUUCCUCAUCUGCUUGGCCCCAAAAAAGACCAUGCGCAGGGAGAAACCCCUUGCCUGCUCUCACCAGCCCUGUUCCAGUCGCGGGUGAUCCCCGUGCUGCUCCAGCUGUUUGAGGUUCACGAGGAACAUGUGCGGUUGGUGCUGCUGUCCCACCUCGAGGCCUACGUGGAGCACUUCACUCAGGAGCAGCUGAAGAAAGUCAUCUUGCCACAGGUGUUACUGGGCCUGCGUGAUACCAGUGAUUCCAUUGUGGCAAUUACUCUUCACAGCCUAGCAGUGCUGGUCUCUCUACUUGGACCAGAGGUGGUUGUGGGAGGAGAAAGAACCAAGAUCUUCAAACGCACUGCCCCAAGUUUUACUAAAACUCUUGACCUUUCUCCAGAAGAUAUCCUUAUACAUGUAUCUUUAUCUAGCAGUCAGAUCUCACCAGUCUCGCACAACUCCUUCUCUAGCAUAUUCCCUAAAUGUUUCUUUUCUGGCAACAUGCCCAUCAACAGCAAGAAGCACAUACAGUGGGAUUACUACAAUAUUCUUUUACAGACAGGUGAUCAAUUUUCUCAGCCUAUUAAAUUUCCCAUGAAUGGAAUCUCAGAUGUGAAAAAUACCUCAGGAGACGGUGAAAACUUCCCGUCAAGUUCUAAAAAGUCUGAGGACUGGCCUGACUGGAGUGAGCCUGAGGAGCCUGAAAACAAAACUGUCAACAUCCAGAUUUGUCCUACAACCCCCUAUGAUGCUGCCAAGUCCCCACCCUCUAACCUGAAUGUGGAGGAGGAGACUUGGGAUGACUUUGAGCCCAGCAGCUUAGAUUCUGAACUAAACCCAGGAGGUGGAAUUACUGCUGCAAGACCUGUUACCUCAGGGGAGCAAAAGGCCAUUCCUGCUUUGCUUCCACUCACUGAAGAGUCCAAGCCUUUGAAAUCAAGCCUACCCCAAAAAACCAUUCUUGCACAAAGUGGGGAUGACCCAGACCAAACCAAGCCACUAAAAGUGUUGUCACAAGAAAGGCACCUUAAGCUUCCAUCAGAACUUGGUUUAGGAGAGGAGUUUACCAUUCAAGUAAAAAAGAAGCCAGUAAAGGAUCCUGAGUUGGACUGGUUUGCUGAUAUGAUCCCAGAAAUUAAGCCUUCAGCUGCUCUUCUUCUGUUACCUGAACUGAGGACAGACAUGAUGGUUCCUAACAAGGAUGAUGUCUCACCAAUGAUGCAGUUUUCCUCAAAAUUUGCUGCAGCAGAAAUUACUGAGGGAGAGUCUGAAGGCUGGGGAGAAGCCGGGGAGCUGAACUGGGAAGAUGAUAACUGGUGACGACGGGUAUGAGUUAAACUUUAGGGAAAAGGAUUCCUUUAAAACAAAUCAAACUAAUACCUCACAAGUGGGCUCUGCAGACAAGAAAACCUAAACGCAUCCUGUUUUCCCAUACCAGGAGCUCUUUUUCCAGUCUGUGCCAACUGCAGCAUGAGCCCUCGAGUGCUGGCUGAAAGCCCGCACAAUGCGGACGCUCCAGGACUUGCUUCUCAGAGGAAGAGCCUGAGUGCACUGGACUAGGGCCAGCUUCUGUGAAGAGCAAGCUGUGGAAAGGUUGAAUUUACUGCUUUUUUCUAGGACAAUUCCAGAAGUAAAGAAAAUAAAUACAAAAAUUCAAGCUGAUUAGCUUAAUUUUGUGCCAUUUCUUUAACAGAAGAGUAGGCUCUAUUAUGAAAUACAAACUACUGAAAGAAUUUUAGCUGUAAAGUAUAUAAAUGAUUUUAAAUGGUAAGUUUUCCUUAGGCAGCUUAUUUAUUUGACAGUUGUGCUGUCCCAGUGAGUGGCCCUGUGGGCACCGGGGCAGUUACUCACUGUUCCACAUGUAUUACGUUGUACCAAAGUUCUUAAUGAGAAAUAUCCUCCACAGUCCUGUUCUCUGAAUGUCCAAUAAAGACUAUUUUCACUAGA